This is a messenger RNA of Pseudophryne corroboree (corroboree frog), 4451 nucleotides long. RefSeq names its product spire type actin nucleation factor 1 (gene SPIRE1). The transcript is spliced from 18 exons. The record is from RefSeq and is a predicted model, not a curated record. Gene Ontology annotation, cellular component: cytoplasmic vesicle membrane; cell cortex. Gene Ontology annotation, molecular function: actin binding. Lineage: Eukaryota; Metazoa; Chordata; Amphibia; Anura; Myobatrachidae. Bases 237 to 2624 code for a protein of 795 amino acids. Gene Ontology annotation, biological process: establishment of meiotic spindle localization; Golgi vesicle transport; polar body extrusion after meiotic divisions.
AGCAUGUACACACAGCCUGGCAGGUAUUAGCUCCUCCCAGGUGACGCGGCAGCGGGCGUUCCGUGCCUGUGUGACAUCACAGAGCCGCCGGGCUCCAGUCGUCUGUGUGUGUCAGUGUCAGGCUGCUGGGGAUGUGGAUGCUGCUGCCGCACAGCCCGCACCGGAGCGGCGUGGGGAGGAUGUCUUGUUGCCGGCAGCCAGGGAUGAGCGGCGCAGGCGGGCGCUGAGAGCCGGGAAUGGCAGAGUCCCCUCGGGCGCUGAGCUCGGGCAGCGGGGCCGGUGAGGCAGAGAGCGGCGCGGCGGGGGACGGGAGGUCGCUGUCUCUGGAAGAGAUUCUGGAUUUGUACAAUCAGCCCAUUAAUGAGGAGCAGGCCUGGGCGGUGUGCUACCAGUGCUGUGCCUCCAUGCGGGCCGGGGAGAGCGGGCAGCGGCACAGGAUAGCCGGAGCCUCGGAGAUCCGCAUCCGGAGAGAUGGAGCUGUCAGCAUCAGCCAGAGCUGCGGGCCAGGUGGUUCCACUGACUCCAGGUGUACAGAGACAGAGGUUAUUGUAUCGCUUGGAAUCAUCAUUUACAAAGCACUUGACUAUGGAUUAAAAGACAAUGAGGAGAGAGAGCUCAGCCCCCCAUUGGAGCGGCUGAUUGAUAACAUGACCAAUGUGGAUGAGACUGAUGGCAGCAACGAUGAAGGAUAUGAUGCUUUGGAUGAGGACGAGGAUGCCAGUGAAAAGGAGGUGCCAGAAUUUCGUCAUUCAUACAAAAAUGUUAUGAAGCUGUGUUCCUCUCAUCUGCCAACUCCAUCCGAAGCACCCAAUCAUUACCAGGCAGUAUGCCGGGCACUGUACGCAGAAACCAUGGAGCUGCACAUGUUCCUGACAAAAAUCAAAAGUGCAAAAGAGAGUCUAAAGAAGAUACAAGAAAUGGAUAGGAACACAACUGACAGAUCAGGUACAGAUCUUGAUGACCUGAAGAAUGCAGACUGGGCCAGGUUCUGGGUUCAGGUAAUGCGCGAUCUACGGAAUGGAGUCAAGCUGAAGAAAGUUCAGGAGCGUCAGUAUGACCUGUUACCUAUUGAGUUUGAGUUGACACCGUAUGAAAUGCUGAUGGACGACAUUCGUUUUAAACGCUACACCUUAAGGAAAGUCAUGGUUCAGGGUGUCAUCCCUCCUCGAUUAGAGAAGAGUGCUCACGAAAUAAUCCUGGAUUUUAUACGGUCCAGGCCACCGUUAAAUCCUGUGUCUGCACGGAAAUUAAAACCCACGCCAGCUCGUCCUCGUAGCCUGCAUGAACGGAUACUGGAGGAGAUUAAAUCUGAGAGAAAACUGCGUCCUGUGUCUCCUGAUGAAAUCAGGCACAGCAGGCUGGUAAUGCGGCCCCUUAGCAUGUCAUACAGUUUUGACUUGUCAGAUGUGUCUACUCCACAAGUGUCCAGAAAGCUGCCAGGGAGCCCAGCAUUAAAUGGCGAUGUGACUGACUUCACCAGGGCAAGCGGACGGUCCUUGCAAAUGACUGUUCAGCGGAAGAAGCUGCUGAAAGCCCCCACACUCGCUGAGUUGGACAGUUCAGAGUCCGAGGAGGAUAUCGUACGCAAGUCCUCAAGCAGCAGCAGUAGUGUUUCCAAUUCCCAGCCUGAAGAUUUGUCCACAGGAACUGUUGCCAGGAAAAAAAUUCCACCAAGAUUUUUGCCAAUAUCCUCUACGCCGCAGCCUGAGAGACGGCAAACUCCACAGAGGAGGCACUCCAUAGAGAAGGAGACUCCAACAAAUGUACGGCAAUUUUUGCCCCCAACCCGACAAAGCUCCAGGUCUUUGGUUCCUAGGAUAACCAGUUUCUUUCCAAGGAUGACUUUUCGACCACCAUUUUCUACCAUACACACAGCUUCUUUGUUGGGUUCUCAUCCUUUUGAAGCAGCCAUUUUUGGGGCAGCUGGGGCUAUGUUUUAUCUGUUUGAGAAAGCUUAUGCCGGCAGGUGGAGUGCCCCCCAGGAGGAGUUCUGCUAUCCGGUAGAAUGCCUAGCCCUCACUGUAGAGGAAGUGAUGCACAUACGUCAGGUGCUGGUGAAGGCUGAACUGGAGAAAUAUCAACAGUAUAAAGACGUCUACAGUGCCCUAAAGAAAGGAAAGCUCUGUUUAUGUUGUCGAACAAAGAGGUUUUCCUUGUUCACGUGGUCUUACACUUGUCAGUUCUGUAAACGGCCUGUCUGCUCACAGUGUUGCAAAAAGAUGAGAUUACCUUCCAAGCCAUAUUCCACACUCCCAAUCUUUUCCCUGGGACCUUCCACUUUGCAGAGAGGGGAUAGUUUCCUGAGGCCUGAGAAGCCUGAGAAGCCUUCCACCAGUCAUCACCGGACCCUGCGGAGCUUGCCUAAGUUGCCCUCCAAGUCAAAAUCUGUGGACAAGUCUGAUGAUGAGCUUCAGUUUCCAAAAGAGCUUAUGGAAGACUGGAGUACAAUGGAAGUGUGUGUGGACUGCAAAAAGUUUAUCUCUGAUAUCAUUAGCUCCAGCCGCCGAAGCUUGACGCUUGCUAACAAGAGGGCCCGGUUAAAAAGGAAGACCCAAUCAUUUUACUUGUCAUCCACGGGGACAUCUGAGUUCCGGCCCACAGAGAGAACAAUCAAUGAGAUUUGACUCUUGUGCCUUUUUUAUCUUGUUUUAUUUCCCUUUUUAUCUAGCUUCUGUGUUUAUGAAUAACCGGGCUGUCUUUAUUUUUUACUUGCUCUAAAAUAGGCUGCGUCACCAUGCAACGUUUUCUUUGCACUGGAAGAAUGCAGCUAUUGCCUUUUUUUUUUCUUUAUCUGUCCAUUCGUGAUUAAGUGUUACUACGUGGACUCCGACGGAGAUCAGAACAUUCUACUUGCAAGAGAAACCCAUCAGGGUAAAGCUGGCACUGUAUCCGCAUAGAAAAUACUACAUAUCCUGUUGCCCUUUGAAAAGUGUGGGACAAUUGUUGGGGAUUGUUUUUUGUGUAUUUUCUUUCCAUCCUACGUCCAUGUUUGUACUUUACUAGUCAUGAUCUGAAUUAGCUGUGGCCAAAAUGACAAUGAACGAUGUCUUAGUGCAGAAGAUCUGCUUGAGAGCAGUAGUGUCGGUGCUGAGAUAUUGGAGCUUCAGGUAUUUUGUUACAUGCAGUAGGGUUAUUGGUAGAAACCCAAGCUAGAGAAUCAUAGCACUUGUAUUUCUUCCCUUAGUGCCAAAUGAAGUCUUCCCAGACCAAACCUUAUUAAGUCCCUUUAUGUCAUGCGUUCUAGAUCCUCAUGCCAGUUUUGUUUCUGUGAGGGUGUGAAGACCGGUGUGUCAGGAGACUCUGCACAGGACUUGCUAGUGGCACUGGUACAGUGUAUAAUGUCUUGGUGUAGACCACCUAAGCUCAAGCCUGUUUUAACCCAUGUUGUGUUCAAGUGCAUUAAGUAGGAUAACAUAUAGCAAUAUGGUGGUGAGUAUUCAAUCAAACACUAUACAGGUGUGUAUACUAGCUGCCAACCCAUUCCUUCAUUUCUAGGUUUAUUUUCCUUGAUGGGGGAUGGGAAAUACAUUUAAAAAAAACACACAGAUACGCCGCUGUUCUUGGCUUAACUGUUGGCCUUUGCCGCAGGUAAUAGGUGUUGGACUGUAGCAAUAUCACAGAGGAUUCUGUAACUCCUUCUAUCCUGCAAACCCCCUGGUAUGUCAGUCUGAUCAGCAGUGACAGACCUGUAUCUUCCACCUACAGUAGCUGUGAUGCUGAAGACGAGCAGUUGACAAUUGCAGCUUGCAUACUCCUGGAGGCACUAUAGUGUCAGGUUCACUACCUGGUUCACAUUCAUGUAACAGAAAAUACUGUUUGUAAAUACUUGUACUAUAUUUAUUAAUAACUAGGCUGUGUUCUCGUCACUGAAGGCAGGGAGAUUUGACACUGGAGGAAAGCUAUAUUUAUAUGUACAUUGACCGUAAUAUAACGUCAGUUUUGAGCAAUAUGUUAGUCAUGCUAGAAUUCUCUGCAUUGAAGAUGUUUGUUUUUGGGUUUUUAUUUUUUUAGUUCUAUUUUAUACCCUACAAAUGUUUGAGGCAUUUAUUUUCUAGCUGUGGAAUCAGUGUAAACACCCUGUGGUGUAAAUUGAAACAUUUUUGACCAGUAUUUUGUUUUCUCAUUGGUUCCUGCUUGUUGACUAUCAGUGGAAGCCUGCAGUGCUUUAUUUCUGGUAGCCUGCAAGCUGUGACCGUUUGACAAAAACCUUUGGCACUCCAGCAAGCUAUGCAUCAUGGGAGUGGUACUUCACGUCCACCUAGAGUGCCAAAGGUUGGCUGCCCUUACCAUGUGCCCUUGUAGUGACUUGGGCCUUCAUUGAUUGUAGCUGUUUUGAAGUUUAUCUUAUUGAUGUGCUCUGUUCCUCGUUAUCUCUUUACCUCCCUGUAAUUUCUCCACAGAAGCAGCUUGCAGCGCUUCCGUGAGGACAAUAAAAUGCCUUGACAUAUUAA